Molecule: messenger RNA, 1053 nt
Organism: Hypoxylon fragiforme
Lineage: Eukaryota; Fungi; Ascomycota; Sordariomycetes; Xylariales; Hypoxylaceae
Exons: 1
Coding region: 1-1053 (350 amino acids)
Source: RefSeq, a predicted model, not a curated record
AUGAAUCGGAUAUGCCAAACGUCCUAUGGAACUCUGGAGGUUGUUCUCAACCUCGCCGGGUAUAAGGGGAAUUCCAAUCGGCAGCUGGUACACGUCUACCGAGACCGUUUCGCCGGAACGUGGCACGACGCUGGCAUAGUCACAUCUAAACCUUCCUCUGGCGGUUCGAUCAUCCAAAACCUUGUCAAGACUAAUAGCCAGGGAGACGGGAACCUAGAGGUUAUUGUUCUAGAAGACAAUGGUCGCGUGAAACACUACACGCGCAAGGGCGCUACCUACAUGGACGGUAUCACUCAUAGAUGGCAACUCGCGGGCACGGUCAAUGCCGACAGACAUCCCUACUACGGCAAGAUAGUUGCUUCCGAGGCCUCCCCAAUCUUCCAAUGUAGCUUUCCAGCGCCCGAAUCGAAAGAAUACACGCUCGAGACUGUGCUAGUCGACGCUAUCGGCAAUGCUUUCCAUUACUGCUGCUAUCAAGCAUUUAGUAGUCUAGACGACACGACAUCUUAUCGUUGGGUCCUGGGCUCCAGGAUCACAACUGGUGCCGUUGGACCGGUUUGGCUCUACCAGGAUUCCAAAGAAGACGGCCUCAAGGCAUUGAUCCCACAAGACAAGGGGAUCUUUCAGUACUCGUUCGUAGAUGGAGUCUGGAGCCGUGUAUCGAAUAUUUUCGACGGUCAUGCUUUCGCAUGCACCUUCAGGCCAAACCCCACAUUGCCAUCAAGAGUUUACGUUGCUAUGAAAGAGGGUGGGAAAAGCAUUGCGACUGACAUGGUGGGGAAGCAUCCCUUGCUCUUGAGCCCAGGGGGUCUCAUGUCAAGAACUGCGUUGGGCCGUGGCCAUCAAACGUACCGAGGACAUCCUGUGGCGAUUGUGUCGCAGUUUCAAGGUACUCUGGGCUAUUCCUCGAAUGCGGAGGCAAUUUCGAUUCAACCUUGCGGAACUGGAUGGCACGACACGUGGAUGGUUCUGCAUUGGAGUUAUCUGACCAAUGGCGAUGAAUGGAAGAUAUCAGGCGUGCUCCUCAGUUGUGUGGAGGGGAUACCAAUGUGA